This is a messenger RNA of Ananas comosus (pineapple), 5117 nucleotides long. RefSeq lists its product as uncharacterized. The record is from RefSeq and is a predicted model, not a curated record. The transcript is spliced from 2 exons. Bases 3200 to 4570 code for a protein of 456 amino acids. Lineage: Eukaryota; Viridiplantae; Streptophyta; Magnoliopsida; Poales; Bromeliaceae.
UGAUUCAUAUUGAUUUAUGGCAUUAGAAUUAUAUAAGUAAUGAUCAAUGAAUUAGAAGUGGUUUUUGGAACUUUUAAAUUGUAUGUAACAAUAUUUUAUAUUGAGUACCGGUACCAAGUUCGAGUUCUUCAAAACCGGGUUGAAAAACCUAAUAUUUUAUAUUGAGUACUGAUACCUAAUAUUGAGUUCCUCAGAACCCGAGAGCAAUAAUUCUGCGAGUUGUAUUGUAUACCGGUACCAGGAUUUAGUACCGGUAUUGCAUCGGUCGAGUACCGGUACUGCAUUGGCCAAGUACCGGUAUUCAGCAUUAAGAAGUUUCUGUUGCGUCAUAGCGUACCGGUACCCACUUCCGAGUAUCGAUACUCAAUGUAUAAAUUUUCUAAUGACUCUAAUUGAUUGUAAAGUCUAUAAAUACGAAGGUAAGGGUUUUCUCUGACGAAGAAGCACUCAGAAUACAUAAGAGAGUAACCCUAGAGGCUAUGUUUUUCGUUCUAAACCAUUUUCCACCAAAUAGCCUCUUUAGGUCAAUUCGAGAUAUUGGAAUUCAAUAUAUGUAUGUCGAAUUGAUCUAAGUUUUGCUUAGAGAUUUUUCUCUCGUUCUUCAACGACACUCUAAGCAAAGGAUCACCAUAGAAAUAUGAAUUUACUCUUCAUGUGCGGUGUCGUGGAUUCGGCGUGAUCAAGGCGACUCGUGGAUUCGGACCGUGAGUGCUCGAGGAUUCGAGUGGUGUCCGUAGAUUCGGACGUGAGGCGUGACGUCCGUGGAUUCGGACGUGGGGCAUGGACAACCAAGUGACGUGCGCGAGAUCCGUAGGAGGUAAAAGAGAGGUCGAGUCUGUGGAGUCGGUAAUCACCUUGUAAUCUUUUUCUUUAAGUAGAUUGUUUUUCGCGUGUUGGUCCUGUGAGUUUUUCUCCAAAUUGGAACUUUCCCACGUAAAUCUUGGUAUGCUAUUUUAUUUUCCGCAUUUACUUUUAUCGUAUUGAGAUUUGUGUUUUUGGCUUAUUCACCUAUUCACCCCUUUCUAGGUGUUUGAGAGUAUAUAGAUAGAUCCUAGGGUUCCCAUAACCUACAAGUGGUAUCAGAGCGAGAUUUAGAUUUAUCUUUCAUUAUAGGUGAAGGCGGUAACAUUAAUAGGUCCUCGUUAUUUGAUGGGACUAAUUACGCCUAUUGGAAGAUUCGCAUGAGUGCCUUUCUAAUAGCCGUUGACGAUCGGGUUUGGCAAUCCAUUGAAUUUGGAUGGAAACAUCCUACUGAAAAAGUUGAGAAUAUUGAAAAGCCAAAACCUCAUGAUAAAUGAAGUAAGGAAGAGAAAGAUUUAUCGUCUUACAACGGUAGGGGAAUUAAUGCUUUAUUUAACGCUUUGUCUCAAACCGAGUUUUCACGCGUCUCGGCCUGUGAAACGGCAAAGGAAAUUUGCGAUACUCUUCAAGUUACGCAUGAAGGAACUAGCUUGGUAAAGGGUCAAAAAUUACAAAUGUUAAUAAGUAAAUUUGUUUCAAUUUGUAUGGAGGAAUAUGAGAUUUUACCGAGUACUAUACUCGACUUCAAGACAUAGUUAAUACAUGCGCGAACUUGGGAGAGAAAAUUUCAGAACCUAAAGUUGUAAGAAAAAUCUUGAGAACGCUUCCCGAGAGAUUUCGUCUGAAGGUUGCGGCAAUUGAAACCAUUAAACAUUCGGAUGAAAUGAAAAUUGAGGAAUUAGUAAGUGCUUUAAAAACAUAUGAAAUGACUUUUCCUACUAAUCAAUCUUCUGUCAAGUCUUCUUCUAAAAGUACAGGGGUUGCACUCAAAUCUACAAAGGAGGAAGACGAUGACUCGGAUUCCGACGGAGACAUUUCGCUUGCCGACUUUGAACAUCAACUGGCGCUCCUAACGAAGAAAUUUCGUCGGAACUUCCGGAAGAACAAAGCCAACAAAGCCUCAUCCUCAAAACAUAAAUCUUUUCUAAAAUAUCUUCAAGCUCAAACUCAAAAGACAAAAAACUUUAAAAGCUUUUUAAAGAAAAAGAUGAUUUCGAAGGAAAAAUCCAAUGUUACAAAUGUAAAGGCUAUGGUCAUGUUUUUACGGAUUGUCCUAAUAAGAAAUUGUACAAAAAGAAGGCUUUGCAAGCUAAAACAUGGGAUGAUUUUACUUCUAGUGAAUCGAUCUCAAGUGACGAAGAAAGGAAUGACGCUAUUGCUUUAUUUACAAAUACAUCUUUACCUUCAUUUUUGUUGUUUGUUUAUCUUUUAUUGUACCUGACUCCGCUUCAUUGGUUUUGCAUGAAACAUUGAGCGAUGGUAAUGGAAGCAUCGAGGAGUCAGACGAGGAAGAUCUCGCAGAGGCAUAUCAACAACUUUUCAAAGAAUCAAAGAAACUGGCUAAGCACAACAAAAAGUUGAGGAAACGACUUUUGGAGCUUGAGGAUGACAAUAAGACUUUGAGUACUUCAAAUAAAGCUCUUGAGGAGGAAAGGGAACACAUAUUAAAGAACAAUAAGGUCCUCCAAAAGAAGCUAGAUCAAUCGGAAAUAACGAUCAAAUCACAUCAAGACAAGGUUGGUUUUCUAGAACAACAACAUGAAGAAAUUAUUUCAUCCAAUCAAAUCUUGACCAAACAAGUUCAUCAACUCAAAUCCGACAUUCAAGAGUUUUCCUCCGGAUCGAAAAAGCUAGAUCAUAUGCUCGGAUUGGGUCAAACGGACAAACUUGGGCUUGGAUUUGAGCAGAUAUAUGUUGAGAUGUUUCAAAAUUAAACACUCAAAGUCUCAACAAAUUUGAAGGAGAAAGUUUGUCAUAGAUGUGGAAAUAAAGGUCAAACGGACAAACUUGGGCUUGGAUUUGAGCAGAUAUAUGUUGAGAUGGUUCAAAAUUCAACACUCAAAGUCUCAACAAAUUUGAAGGAGAAAGUUUGUCAUAGAUGUGGAAAUAAAGGUCAUAUUAAGAAGACAUGCCCUAAAAAGGAUAAGAAGACUUCAUCGGCAUCUUCUAAACAUCUAUCGGCAUUUUCCAAUACUCGACAACUCCCACGGAUUCAAAAGCAUCAUCAAUCAAGUCGAGCAACCAAGAUUGAACCAAAGUCUAAGUUUCAACAAAAAGCUCAAACAAAGCCGAAUGCAACAUGGAGACCGACGGUUGAUCGGAAGUCAAAACAAGCGGCACCUAAUGUUAACAAAUCAAGACAUCCAACAAUCCGACAAGUUUGGGUUCGGAAAGGAGAAUGGCUUUCUCGCUCUUUCUUGCUCUUGUGGUGCUCAUGGCCACUGGAGGAGGUCGUGGUCGUGGUCGUGGUCGUGGAUGCGGACGUCGAGAAUAUACUAAAAGGACACGUAUUGAGGAAGACACGUCGGGAUCGUAUUUUGACUAUUACGAAAGUUCAUUUGAGGGAGAAGCUGAAAUUGAGGAACGAACGACAAAAGGAAAAGGAAAAAUACUUGAGACCUCAAGAAGGAAGAGAGGUGCAAGCUCUUCUCCUCGACAAAGCACAGGCGGUCCAGUCAUUAGAGAACAAGGAUCAAGUGAACGUGAACGACGAUCUAAGCAUGCUGCGGAAGCACAAUCGGUUGAUGCACAACGACAAAAGGCUUUUGCAAGUCGAACUUGCUUAGCGGAGCGCUUUGUGAAUUUCAAUGAACUCAUAAGGGAGGUUUCGGAUUUUGGACACUUACUACAAAGAGCUGUUAUUGAACCAGUUGGGAUGAUCCAAGCACGUGCAGCUUUUUGCGUGGAACUUAUUCGAGAAUUUUAUAUGCGCGGGAAAGUACUUGCUGAGGAUCAGGAGACAGGGACAUAUCUUUUUGAGACGUAUGUUCGUGGAAAGAAGAUACUUGUCAGUCCUCACACUCUUGGUGACAUGUAUGGAUUAAAUGUGGAUACCUCAGGACUACAAUAUACACAUGGAAUGAUUCAACAGUCAUCCCACUGGAACACAGUGAUAAAUGCAAUUUGCAAGUCGGGAACGUGGACGAAUCGUUUAUAUGUGGAAUCCAAGGACUUAAAGCCUGAAUAUCAUAUCCUCUCUUUGGUGAUUUGUUACAAUGUGCUGCCUACGAUUGGGACGAAGAGGAUUCGUUGGGAUCGUCUCGUUCUUCUAUAUCUGCUUGGCCACCCGGAGCGUGCUGAAGGAUUGAACGUCAACAUCCCUUUCUUGAUGUGGCAAAAGAUGACACAUGUGAUUCAGUCUUCGGGACAACGUGAGCUACUCCCAUUUCCUAUUUUGAUCACAAGGAUUUUGGAAAGUAAUGAGGUAGACACGACAUGCAACAAAUAUGACUAUGGCUUAGGUCCGAUUGAUGGAGUCACAUUGGCCAAGUCAAUUAGCACCUUGAAAACCUUUCAGCAAACGAAAGCCUACACGACUGCUACUUCUAGUUUAGCCGCUCGGCCAGCAGAGCGUGAGGGAUCGUCCAGCUCAGGGGGAGUGAUUACUAUGGAAUCGCUACACCAUGAGGUUCGGACUAUCAAGAAGCGGGUUGAACAAGGCUUUAAGAAAAUGGAGGAAAUGUUCAAGAAAGUGGAGGAUGACGUCAAGAAAAUAUUGGAGAUGCUUGGUUGUCGCCAUGAUAAUAUUGCUGCAGUCACACCCGAUUGAGCCAUCUACUACAGGAGCACAUGGAGAUGUUAAAUAAGGAGAAGAUGAUGGCGAUGAUGGAGACAAUGAGUGAUAUUUUAGCUCUCUUAUGUACUGUAGUUUAUUUCUCGUGUCUUUGCUUGUAGGACGUAACAACUUAUUGUUCUGUUUUGGUCGUGUAAUUAUGGACUAACUGCUACUCUUUUCAUAGUAUGUGUUCUCUUUAUGUUUUAUUUUUUGCAAUUUUUGACAAAAAGGCGGAAAACAUAGGUAGAUAAGAGUUGAACAAAGGGAGAGAGAUUUGCACUUCGAGGACACUGUUGACGAUGAAGGAGGAGAUGUCUGGAGAUGUUUGGCAAAGAACCAGAACCGAAGGGGAAAGAGAUAUGAAAUUACUUUGAUUUGAACUUCGUUUUUGGAGAAUUUGUUUUGCAGGGAACACGACUUCAACACUCCUAGUUGUGUCUAAGUCAUAGAGCCUAUCUUAGGAGUUCGUUUGUAAUUUUGUUUUGGAUCUUACAUGCGAGGGGUUUGAUGGUUUGGUAAUGACAUUGAACUUCAUUUUUCA